Molecule: messenger RNA, 8852 nt
Organism: Scatophagus argus
Lineage: Eukaryota; Metazoa; Chordata; Actinopteri; Scatophagidae
Gene: dip2ba
Product: disco-interacting protein 2 homolog Ba
Exons: 39
Coding region: 192-4943 (1583 amino acids)
Source: RefSeq, a predicted model, not a curated record
UGAUCGCCCGUUGCCGUUGGUGAGUUUUUCCCAUUAUGGCGGAGGGGCCAGCCGCGCGGAUGGACUGUCUCUCCCACUCUGAUGCUUGUUUUGUGUCUUAAGGGAGGGCGUUUUAUUUUUUGUUUUUACAUUUUCCAGCACCAGUCUGGUCUCUUUUCAACUAGACUCCACUCGCGUUUAUCGACGAAGUCAUGGCAGACCGCGGCGUGGAUUUGUCCGCCCUGCCAAAAGAGGUUAGAGACCAAUUGGCGGAGUUGGAUCUGGAGCUGUCUGAAGGUGACAUCACGCAGAAGGGCUAUGAGAAGAAGAAAGCCAAGCUGCUGGCUUCCUACAUCCAACAUUUGCCAAAUGUGGAUCUGUCUCUGCCAGAUGUACAACUCUCCCCGGGCCACAGUGCCGACCCCAGCCCGAGUCCUGAGGCCCCGGGCCCCUCCACAUCUUCCGCCUCCAGACACCACCGUGCACACCGCAGUGGAGGGGCCAGGGACGAGCGCUACAGAUCAGACAUCCACACAGAGGCUGUACAGGCAGCACUGGCCAAACACAAGGAAGAGAAGAUGGCACUGCCCAUGCCAACCAAGAGACGCUCAGCCUUUGUCCAGUCUCCCAUAGAUACCUGCACACCUCCAGACACAUCUUCUGCAUCAGAGGAUGAAGGCUCACUGCGUAGAAAAGCAGCUUUCAGCGCUGUGCUCGCCCAAAGCCUGCAGAGCCCUGAUUACUGGAUCAACCGUUCCGUCCAAAGCUCCUCCACAUCCUCAUCUGCUUCCUCCACCCUCUCCCAUGGAGAGCCUAAGACCCAGCCACAGCCCCAGCUCCAACCUGCUGCUUCUGUGUUGGCUGAUGUACUAGCCCACACGCGCAUAGAAAACAGUGUCCCCCCAGAUGUGACAUCCUCCACUCCCCAAGAGAGAGGGUCCAGGGUGGACCUGCCUCCAGCAGUCAGGGGCAUGAGCCGUGGACAGAGCCGCUCCAGCAUGCUGGAUACAGCUGAUGGAAAAAGAAAAGGCGUGCCUGUCAAUAGCAGGGUGUCCACCAAGAUCCAGCAGCUGUUAAACACACUGAAACGGCCGAAAAGACCGCCACUCAGCGAAUUCUUUGUUGAUGACUCUGAGGAGAUAGUAGAAGUGCCCCAGCCAGACCCCAACACCCCGAAACCAGAGGGACGUCAGAUCAUCCCUGUGAAAGGGGAGCCCCUUGGAGUGGUCAGUAACUGGCCUCCUGCCCUGCAGGCUGCCCUGGCCCGCUGGGGAGCCACCCAGGCCAAGAGCCCAGCCCUCACUGCUCUGGAUAUCACUGGCAAACCCCUCUACACACUAACAUAUGGCAAACUAUGGAGUCGCAGUCUGAAAUUGGCCUAUACACUGCUGAACAAACUGGGCACCAAAACAGAACCUGUCCUGCAACCUGGAGAUCGGGUGGCACUGGUGUAUCCAAACAGUGACCCUGGUAUGUUCUGGGUGGCUUUCUAUGGCUGCCUGUUAGCGGAAGUCAUCCCUGUGCCCAUUGAGGUACCACUGUCACGACAGGAUGCAGGCAGCCAGCAGAUUGGCUUCCUGUUGGGCAGCUGUGGUGUUAGUCUGGCACUGACCAGUGAGGUGUGUCUCAAAGGGCUGCCGAAGACACCAAACGGAGAGAUCAUCCAGUUCAAAGGAUGGCCAAGGAUGAGAUGGGUAGUGACGGACACCAAGUACCUGACCAAACCAUCCAAAGACUGGCAGCCUCACAUCCCCACCGCCAACACUGACACUGCCUACAUAGAGUACAAAGCAAGUAAGGAGGGGACAGUGAUGGGAGUCGCCGUGUCCAAGAUCUCCAUGCUGACCCACUGUCAAGCUCUGACACAGGCCUGUAACUACUGUGAAGGGGAGACACUGGUCAAUGUGUUGGACUGCAAGAAGGAUAUGGGCCUGUGGCAUGGCGUCUUGACGAGUGUCAUGAACAGAAUCCACACCAUCACAGUGCCAUAUGCUGUUAUGAAAGCAUGUCCCAUGUCCUGGGUGCAGAGGGUCCACAUUCACAAAGCACGUGUGGCCUUGGUGAAGUGCCGUGAUCUCCACUGGGCCAUGAUGGCCCACAAGGACCAGAAGGACACUAACCUGUCCUCUAUACGUAUGCUUAUUGUGGCUGAUGGAGCAAACCCAUGGUCCGUGUCGUCGUGUGAUGCCUUCCUGAAUGUGUUUCAGUCUCAUGGUCUGAAGCCUGAGGUGAUCUGUCCAUGUGCCACCUCUCCCGAGGCCCUGACUGUGGCCAUACGCAGGCCUGGUGCACGAGGAGCUCCACUACCAGCCAGAGCCAUCCUGUCCAUGGGCGGGCUGAGCCACGGAGUGAUCAGGGUGAACACAGAGGACAAGAACUCCGCUCUCACUGUUCAGGAUGUGGGCCAUAUCAUGCCCGGAGCUCUGAUGUGCAUCGUGAAACCAGAUGGGCCUCCACAGCUGUGCAAGACAGAUGAAAUAGGAGAGAUUGUGAUCAACUCUCGGGCUGGAGGCACCAUGUACUACGGCCUGCCUGGUGUCACCAAGAACACGUUCGAGGUGAUCCCUGUCAACCAAGCUGGAGCACCCAUAGGAGAAAUUCCCUUCACUCGGACUGGUCUGCUUGGCUUUGUUGGACCAGGCAGCCUGGUGUUUGUUGUUGGGAAGAUUGAGGGGCUGCUGAUGGUGAGCGGGCGCCGCCACAACGCUGACGACCUGGUGGCCACCGCGCUGGCAGUGGAGCCUGUCAAAACAGUUUACAGGGGGAGGAUUGCUGUGUUCUCAGUGACGGUGUUUUAUGAUGAGAGGAUAGUGAUUGUGGCAGAGCAGAGACCUGACGCCAGCGAGGAGGACAGCUUCCAGUGGAUGAGUCGAGUACUGCAGGCCAUUGACAGUAUCCAUCAGGUGGGCUUGUACUGCCUCGCACUUGUCCCAGCCAACACCCUCCCAAAGACGCCUCUUGGGGGCAUACACAUCUGUGAAACCAAGCAGAACUUUCUGGAGGGAAACCUACACCCUUGUAAUAUCCUCAUGUGCCCGCACACCUGUGUAACCAAUCUGCCUAAGCCACGACAGAAACAGCCGGUGGAUGUCGGCCCUGCUUCUAUGCUGGUUGGCAACUUGGUGGCAGGGAAACGGAUCGCCCAGGCUAUAGGCAGAGAGCUGGGUGUGGUAGAGGACCAGGAUCUGAUCCGAAAGCACCAGUUCCUGUCUGAAGCUCUGCAAUGGAGAGCUCAAACAGACCCAGACCAUGUCCUGUAUGUGCUGCUCAACGCCAAGGGCGUGGCAGUGUGCACAGCGACGUGUGCUCAGCUGCACAAGAGAGCAGAGAAAAUCACAGCUACUUUAAUGGAGAGAGGAGGCCUCAACACAGGAGACAAUGUGGUGCUGCUUUAUCCCCCAGGUGUUGACCUGAUUGCUGCCUUCUACGGCUGCCUCUAUGCAGGUGUCAUCCCUGUGACAGUGAGGCCGCCUCACCCACAGAACCUGGCUGCUACUCUCCCCACCGUCCGCAUGAUCAUCGACGUGAGCAAAGCAGCCUGCAUCCUCACCACUCAGCCUCUCAUGAGGAUCCUCAGGUCCAGGGAGGCUGCUGCCACUGUCAACGUCAAGACGUGGCCCACCAUCAUCGAUACAGAUGAUCUCCCCAGAAAGCGGCCCCCACACAUUUAUAAGCCCCCUACAGCUGAGAUGCUGGCCUAUCUGGACUUCAGUGUGUCCACCACAGGCAUGUUGACUGGAGUCAAGAUGUCUCAUGCUGCAGUCAGUACUUUGUGCCGCUCCAUUAAACUGCAGUGUGAGCUGUACUCCUCACGCCAAAUAGCCAUCUGCCUGGACCCAUACUGUGGCCUGGGAUUUGUCCUGUGGUGCCUCUCCAGUGUUUACUCAGGUCACCAGUCCAUCCUUAUCCCCCCUCUGGAACUGGAGAGCUCUCUGCCUCUGUGGCUGAGCACGCUCAGUCAGUACAAGAUCAGAGACACCUUCUGCUCCUACUCGGUCAUGGAGCUCUGCACCAAAGGCCUGGGCACCCAGACGGAGAUGCUGAAGGCGCGUGGUCUGAAUCUGUCGUGUGUCCGGAGCUGUGUGGUCGUCGCAGAGGAGCGUCCUCGCCUCGCUCUCACGCAGUCCUUCUCCAAACUCUUCAAAGACCUCGGCUUGUCUCCGCGCGCCGUCAGCACCGCCUUCGGCUCCAGGGUCAACCUGGCCAUCUGCCUGCAGGGGACCGCUGGACCAGACCCCUCCACUGUCUAUGUUGACAUGAAGUCUCUGCGCCACGACAGGGUGAGGCUGGUGGAACGAGGAGCGCCGCAGAGUCUUCCACUCAUGGAGUCAGGCACUAUCCUUCCGGGAGUUAGGGUCAUCAUAGUCAACCCAGAAACCAGAGGCCCGCUGGGAGAUUCACAUCUUGGGGAGAUCUGGGUAAGCAGUGCUCACAGUGCCAGUGGCUACUACACCAUCUAUGGGGAGGAGAGCCUGCAGGCAGAUCAUUUCAACACCAGACUCAGCUUUGGGGAGCCCCAGACUCUGUGGGCUAGGACGGGCUACCUCGGCUUCAUCAAGAGGACUGAGCUACUGGAUGCAAGCGGAGAUCGUCAUGAUGCCUUGUUUGUGGUGGGCUCCCUCGAUGAAACGUUGGAGUUGAGGGGGUUACGCUAUCACCCCAUUGACAUCGAGACGUCUGUGUCCCGAGCCCACCGCAGCAUUGCAGAAAGUGCCGUGUUUACGUGGACCAACCUGCUGGUGGUGGUGGCGGAGCUGAGCGGUUCCGAGCAGGAGGCUUUGGACCUGGUGCCCCUCGUCACCAACGUGGUCCUGGAGGAGCACCACCUUAUCGUCGGGGUGGUGGUCAUCGUGGACCCUGGGGUGAUUCCCAUUAACUCCAGGGGAGAGAAGCAGAGGAUGCACCUGCGAGACUCCUUCCUGGCAGACCAACUGGACCCCAUCUAUGUGGCCUACAACAUGUGAUUGCCCUUCACCAACUGAUGAAAAUGCAGAAAACUGAGCCAGGCUCUGAGAUGAGGGAGAAGAACUUGGGGUGCGUUCAGUAGCAACCCCAAUUUUAAGCCUCAGACACAUAAUCACCAAACCAAUGUGGGAAUGCGUACAGUACGAGUACUGUAAUGAGAACACACUUCCCUCUCAGAAACUGUGUUCCUUCUUAGCUUCCACUUGCGCAAUUGCUGCAGUCCAGGUUCACUUAGAUUUUAUACUGAGGGGAAGGUUAUUUGUCCUCCUCAUUAAAAAGUAGAUCCUUCUCUAAACAGGAGGAAAUCUGACCUUCAUCCUCUCUGUGCAUCCCACUUCUCCCUCACAGCUCCAGUUCAUUUUUAAAGACAUUUUUAAUUACAAACUUAUAAUCAAAGAAAGAAAUCUUCCCCUCCUUCCAUUCUGUUUUUUAUUCUCGACCGUUCAUCUUCAUUUGUUUGUUUUUGUUUUUAUUUUUUUAUCCCCCUCGAUUCUUGAAGGCAUGAUGGCGCACUGGAACUGCUGAGAGGAGCUGGAGCUUUACCCUCUUGCACUUUAAGUCCUUAGGUCCUUUGAGUCCACUUCCUGUGUCGCCUGCAUCACGGGGACACCCAGCUGUGUUAGCUGCUUUCACAAGAGCAGAUCCACAUCAGUAUUAAAAAGUGCCACCAGCAAGUGCAGCCCAACAGGGGCAGUCCUGAAAAUAUUACCUUCCUACCAGGUGCAGCGUGGCUUCCACUUCACAUCAUAUUCUGUAUUUGCCAGCAGGCAUCCUGUCGCCAUUCACACGUCACAAAAUUCACUUGAUUUAUUUGUUGGUGUGGGACAGAAAGACUAGCUUCAUAAACAUACAAACUUGGACAUUAAAGAUCACCUUUAAUGGGCAGAAACACAGAUUCAGAUUUAGUUUGGAGUGGGUCAGUUAGAUAUUUCUAGUGAUUGUGAAGUACUAAUAUCGUUUAAAAGGACUGAUUUUCAGAGGACGAGUUGAAGCUACACGUGGCGUUUAGGUGUGCAUGCUAAUUUGGAGUGCAGUCAUUGUCAACAUGCUAAAAAGAAAAAAAAAACACUGUAACAAGCCAAGAAAACACACAGCAAUGGAUUGGGAGGUUCAGCAGUGUGUGUGUUUGAUACUCGGCGCCACUUUGUGCCUCUUGUGUUGCCACUGCAUCUGAGUCACAGCCCUAAGCAUCCACCUCUUCUUUUAACAACACUAACCGCUGUUCUGAAGGUGUUCUGUCGUCCUGAAAGACAUCUGGAGGUAAAAAUACUCUGCCUACUGCACGGUCAUUUUUGUUUAAACCUUUAUCUCAAGUUUUUAGCGUAUUGUCUAAUCCAGCAUGCAGGAAAUAACAUGUCUUCGAUUUUUAUUUUUAAGUUUUUUUCCUAAAACACAAGCAAAAUAUUAUAUGAAAAUACGAAAUAUUUUAAAGAAAGAAUCUUUUUAUUUUGCAGCAGAAAGAAUAUUUCUAUGAUCCAGAUUUUAAUAAAAGUCUUUGAGGGUUUUGGUUAGCCUUGUUAAAAGUCCUUCUGGCUUUUCUAAAGGUCAUCAAGGAUUUAUUUAUCAGAAAAUCAGGUGGGGUUUUUUUCUGUGACUCAAAUGUUAUGGCACAAAGUGAAUUGGACGGAGAUGGCAGAUUGAAGUUUGGCAGUUCAUUCGAAAACAUCAACACCAAAAAAACCUCAAAUUCCACUUACUUGUACGCUCCAGAGCUUCUGAUCAUAUCCUUAAGGCUGCUUUAGCAGGUGGAGUUUGCUCAGUUGUCUUCUCAAAGUCAUAAGAGGCCAUGAAUAGUGGAAAGCUUGAACAUCUACAUUUCUGUGAUGACUGAGCAAACUGCGUCUGCUGAUGAGGACUGUGGGAUACAACUGAAAGCUCCAGAGCAAGGCAGUAAGUGGACUUUGAGUUUGGAUUAAUUGGUCAAUAGCAGGCAGAGUUUGGCAUGAUAAAAUGCUCCGGUUCUCCUGGCUUUAGCUGACGUGCGUCACUUAGCUUCAUGUGAGUCUGUGUGUAGUUUCCCUUUUCAGAGCCGAGAGAAUGUUAAGUAUUGCGGCCGCAGUCGAUUAGAUAAGUGUAGAUCAUCAAAAGGCAAGUCGGUGCCUUUUUAUGGCGCCACCGUGACAUUUAAAAUCAUGGACUGUUGAAUUUCUAAAAAAAGAAAAGAAUAGAAAAAAGACUAGAGAGAAAAAGAGAAGUAGGACAGAACUUUGCCUUACCAAACCUGUGGAACUUCAGUACUUUUUACACUUAUUCUCCCAUUUCUAGCUGUACUGUUAGUGUAUUUAAACCCAUUAUAUCACCAUUUUCCAUAUGUGGAAUCAGACAAAACACACUCUUAUCACCUUUUUUUUUAAUUUAAUUUAAUUUUUUUAUUUUUUUGAGGAAGGGGGGGUCGACGCGGUCAUGCCUUUCUCAUUUCAUCAUUACCAUCCAAACCAAUCUGAAUGUCUGUAACACUGAAGAAAAAAAACAUUUAAUUAGGAAUGAAAAAACAAUCAGUAACAAACCUCUGAUUACAAAAUGUCAGAAUCCUCCUUUUUGAUUAAAAAAACAAAAUGGAGGUACUAAAUGAGGGUAAGGAUAUUGUCUGUAUACUGUAUUUUAGAGGUCAAAUACUGUAUUACUGGUGUCGGUGUGUACAUGGAUAUGAGCUUUGUCCAUAAAAAAAAAAAAAAAAAAAACUUGACUGAUCUUUCAUACUUGACAGCAUUUUUCUGCAUUGUUAAUUUAUCACAUUGCAUAAAAGCAGAAAGGUUUCAGAUUAUUUUGGCAGAAACAGUGUGCACUUUCCCAAUAUCAUUUUAGGUGCGUGUGUGUGUGUGCGUGCGUGCGUGCGUGUGUGUGUGUCCAGUUUAACGGUGAUAUUUGGCUUUUCUGGUGCAACAAGGUUUGUCUUUUUGUAAGAGAAUGAUCCCAGAAUACUGAACCAUUUUUUUAAUGUCAUGUUUUUGUUUUUGUUUUGUUUAUGUCGUCUCCACUGUAUUUUAAUUCUUUCCAUUCAAAAUAGGAAUCCGAUAUAUUUUAUAGGGGCUUCAUCAAUAUUUUUCUGAUGUAAUCUUUUUCUUUAAAACUGCACAACUUUGCAAAUGGCUGAUUUUGAUUUAGGAGCAGCUUGACAUGCUGUACAGUGCAACACAUCAAUAAACCACUUCCCAUUCAGUGACAGACACUGAGGACAUGUAUGCGAGCCAGUAUCUGGGGCAAGUUAGACUUAGUCAAAAUAACAAAGUGAAGCUUCUGAGCUACUGUGUGAUGAUUGCUUUGUUGCUACUGUUUCACUCCGACAAGUUUUAAUAAAGUUUUAUAAUUUCAUGUUGGCCUUCAAGCCUUUUCAAUAGACAUUGGUGCUAUUCAAUAAGGGAAAGGUGAUAGACUUUUAUUCUCCAAUGUCAUAACAAAGAAGGUUUCUUCCUGGAUGCCCUUAUUGUGUGAAAUCAUUCUUUUUCCUUCCAACGUUUCACAAGAUUUCACUCGGUUCCAUAAUUGUUUGUCAUCACCAGUUUUCAUUAGCUCUGAGAUCUAAUCAAAACCUGCUCAACAGACAACUCAGCAUGGACAGAGCUACUCGACACAUCCAGCCAUCGGCAUUUUAUUAUUUCAGUUUUUCAAGUUGUCAUGUUGGGAGGAACAGCAUACGUUGCAAACCUCCAAAGUUAUUCUAAGCACAAAAUGUAAAUGCACACGUGAGGUAAUGAAAUUAGGAUAUUUCACACAAAAGAUCUCAAGGGCCCACAAUGUAUACCUCAACGACUGUCUGUUCACUAUGCAUUGUCGAGCUGCAGCAAAGACAUUCUGAACUAGUCAAUGGUGCGAUAACUUCUAACAACAUGUCUUACUUGACAAAAACACUGUCACACUGUCAUUGGAUGUGUUUCAUGUCAAAUAAAAAAAACAAACCUUUGUCAGAA